This is a messenger RNA of Dinoponera quadriceps, 1163 nucleotides long. RefSeq names its product UPF0587 protein C1orf123 homolog. Lineage: Eukaryota; Metazoa; Arthropoda; Insecta; Hymenoptera; Formicidae. Gene Ontology annotation, molecular function: zinc ion binding. The record is from RefSeq and is a predicted model, not a curated record. The coding region runs from base 289 to 774 and encodes 161 amino acids. The transcript has 3 exons.
UAUACAGCCAGCGCAGGAACAGAUCCCUUUCAUGUGAUGCGACCCAACGACAAGUUAGAUGAUUUUUUAUGUCUAUCAUCUGAUGUAAAGAAAGCAUCGUGUUGAAACAGCUUAUCAGCCGGAAAGUGAUUGAACGCCCGCUUGCCGUGAUAACCAUGAUAAUAUUGACUGCGUAAGAAUUCAUCCACUGGACGAAACUGUAAAUUUGCAAAUUCGAGUCGGGAUCUCGAUUAACUCAAGAACGGGUCUCUUGCGCGCAUAGUGGACACAGACGUCGUGCAAAGAAAAAUGGUGAAAAUAGCGCUGCAGAUCACCUGUAGACUCGACAAUGUUGAGGAACUGAAACCAGCUGGGCCGGAGUUCAGAUGGUGCCUGAAAUUCACCUGUUCCAACUGCGGCGAGACAUCGGAGAAAUGGAACUACGUCUCCCUGGACGAGUCCACGCCGGUGCAACGAGGUAACGGUGUCAACCACUUCGUGAGCAAAUGUAAGCUUUGCUCCAGAGAGAACUCAAUGGCGAUACUGGAGGAUACCGUCAAAUCUUUCACCUCGGACGAUCAGGGAAAGUUCAAAGCGAUCGUGACGUUUGAUUGUCGAGGAAUAGAACCAUCUGACUUCUCCGCAAGAGAGGGAUGGUCGGCCAAGGCGACAGAGGGCGGCAAGGAGUUCAAUGAUGUAGACUUGAGCGAAGGCGAAUGGGAGGACUAUUGCGACAAGUCUAUGCAGCCUGUAGGGAUAUAUGAGAUCAAGCACAAAUUUGAGAGGAUCAAGUAGUAAUAUUUCAUGUUUGCUACAGAAUGCAUAUUUUGUUAACCGGAAUUAUGCAACAACUGAUUCACGAUGAUUGUUACUUUUGUGAAGAAGCCCUCUGACCAGUGGGCCUGCUGUGUGAAGUUUUUGAAGUUUAUAUAAUUUUCGUAUAUAUAUAUAUAUAAUUUUCGUAUAUAUAUAUAUAAUUUUCGUAUAUAUAUAUAUAUAUAUAUUGUUUUCCAUUUAUCUACUGUAAGAAUUUCGAUCUGGUAACUCAAAAGGGAAACUGUAUUUUAUAUUCGUGUUUUAUUCAUGGACAUAAAGAUACAGCUGAAUAUAAACACUUGUUCGAUAAGUGUGAGCAAUCGAACGUGCUCAUAUAAGAGCAAUUAUAGCUUGUAAUGUAUAUAUAU